Molecule: messenger RNA, 1437 nt
Organism: Grosmannia clavigera kw1407
Lineage: Eukaryota; Fungi; Ascomycota; Sordariomycetes; Ophiostomatales; Ophiostomataceae
Exons: 1
Coding region: 1-1437 (478 amino acids)
Source: RefSeq, a predicted model, not a curated record
AUGCGUCUCGGUGUAGAGCACGCUGUACGGAGCAGGACAACACACGGGGCAGCAUACGAGCGAGCACGUCUCCGCUUCGAGGACGCCGAUCACACAGCACACAGGUACAGCAGCAUGUUCCGGCCGCGGAUAGGCCGCCGGCCGAUGGUCGGGGACCUUGUCGGCCUGAUGGCCAUGGGAGGCAGCAUGCGAAGAGCAGCAGCGACACAGGCGAGCCAGCGUCUUGGGCCGAGGGCCUUGCUGUCCCAAUGGGACCGACAGACAAGCAGACCACAGCCGCCUGUGCUGCGAGCAAGCAGAAGCAGCGAUAGGCGACGAGCGAUGGCGACGACAGCAGGCGCAGCUGCCGGACUGCCAGAUCUGGACCGGGUUGUGACGGUGGUGCGGGGAGCGCGCACGAGGCUGCUAGACCACCCGGGAGUGCCAUCAGAGGACGAGACGGCGACGGCGCUGCAGAUCUGCGGUGCGGCGGCCGACCUGAUCAUGGACGCGUCCGUGCAGCCGCAGCUGAACAACAUGGACCACCAGGCCGACACGGCCGCGUCGACGCUGCUGUCGCUAGAAGGCCGGAGCACGACCGAGUGUGUGGCCGAGACGCCGACAUGCACACCAGACACAGCGUCCACAUCCGCACCAGACUCCACGGCCGCAGGGUCGCCUCGCCUCCGCGACGUCGUCGGCCAGAUCUCGGACGCAGCCUAUGCCGUGAUCGAGGACCGCCGCGUGCACAUCACGCCACAGCUUCUCGCGCAGUACGUGGCCAUCCAGGCGCGGCUGGGCCGGCCGGCAUCGCUGCCGCACGUGCUGGCACUGUUCGCGUCGAAGCCGGUGCCGCGAGCCCGAAAUGCUGGCCAGGUACACUACCAACCGCAAAACCCCCGGCGUCCCGGCGCGGCCGUCGAUCCGGACGUGGCCGAGGCUGCGCUGGAUGCGGCGCUCGCUGCCCGCGACCUCGAUGCUGCCGUCGGCGUGGUCGAACACUCGUUUGCCGCUGCUGGGUUCGUCCGCAACAAGCUGCUGCACAAAGGCUUCCUGCCUGGCUUCGCCGUCGUCGCCGUCCCGCUGGCCACGUACAGCCUUGCCACCCAGCUCGCUGCUGUCCAGACUACGCUCGAUGACGGCGCUGCCACCGCCAUGGCUUUUGCUGCCAUCCUCGCCUACGUUGGCUUCACCGGCGCCAUCGGCGCCGUCGCCAACGCUACCGCCAACGAUCAGAUGCGGCGGGUCACGUGGUCACCUGGCACACCCCUCCGCGAACGCUGGCUGCGCGAAGACGAACGCGCCGCUUUUGACAAGGUCACGUGCGCCUUUGGCUUCACCGACGCCUACCGCUACGGCGAGGAGGAGGGUGCCGACUUCCAGGCCCUGCGCGAGUACGUCAUGCGCAAGGGCAUGCUGAUCGACCAGAACGAGAUGCUCGAGGGCAUGAGCUCCUGA